AUGCCUCAAGAAGAAUGGAGAUUCAUUCAAUUCAUUGUUAUUAACCAUGCAACGGGUCUAUACAUAGAGUUUUUAAUGGACUGGUCUGUACCUGACAACAUCGGUAUUGCGUUUGGCGAUGUAAGAUUCAGUUUUUGGCAUCGGAAAUUCACUAUCACCAAAAAUCAUACGAGCAAGGAGGAGAUGAUAGUUGUCAGAAAAGGUUAUCCUGAGAUCAUCAAGGCAUCGGAAAGUCCCGAUGAUUCAUUGGAGAAGCUGCGGGGAAGAAAUCAUGAAAUAAAAAACUAUGACUUGACUGGAUUCUGUACUUUAGUGAAGAAACAGAGUAACAAGGAUGACAAACACCGAUUUGAAGAGGAUGAUCAGAGGAUGGAAGAUCUGAUGCAGAGGGAUAUGUAUACUCUGAGGAGAAAGUCUGAGAGCGAGAGAUUGAGGGAGGAAAGGAGGACCAAGAAGAGGAAUGACCCCAUUAGUAGUGAGAGUGAGCAAGGGGAGUUUGAGAUUGGAGUGAACCUUGUUCAAGAGGAGGGAAAUGGUUCUCCAAGUGAAGAAGAAGUGAUGAGACUGAGAGUGAAGAGGAAGGAGAAGAGGUGA
This is a messenger RNA of Microthlaspi erraticum, 594 nucleotides long. NCBI's taxonomy places the organism in Eukaryota, Viridiplantae, Streptophyta, Magnoliopsida, Brassicales, Brassicaceae. The record is from the annotation of a GenBank genome assembly.